This is a messenger RNA of Puma concolor (puma), 342 nucleotides long. The record is from RefSeq and is a predicted model, not a curated record. Lineage: Eukaryota; Metazoa; Chordata; Mammalia; Carnivora; Felidae.
AUGCCAACAGAUCACGAAGAGCCCUGUGGUCCCAGUCACAGGUCAUUUUGCCUGAAUGGAGGGAUGUGUUAUGUGAUAUCCACUAUUCCCAGCCCAUUUUGUAGAUGCACUGAAAAUUAUACAGGAGCUCGUUGUGAAGAGGUUUUUCUCCCAAGCUCCAGCAUCCAAACUAAAAGUGACCUGUUUGCAGCUUUUGUGUCAUUGACUAUUCUUCUAGGAACUCUUAUCAUUGGAGCCCUCUACUUCCUUUUCAGGAAGGGCCACCUUCAGAGGGCCAGUUCAGUCCAGUAUGAUAUCAACCUGGUGGAGACAAGCAGUACCAGUGCCCACCACAGUGAGUAA